ACUAUAAAUAUUAUAAUUCUCAAUGAUAACAAUAAUAUUGGCAUCUAACAAACGUCGUGCUGAAUUCGUCGGUUAUCAAAAGUGAUGAAAUGAAAUAAGAUAACGAUGGACAACGGAGAAAUGAAUCGAAUCUGCUGUUCAGCUAACUGUUCGUGAGAUUUCAUUCACAGCUACAAAAUAUUUGUCUAUAAAAUUAUAAGUUCAACAUUGUCGGCGAUUUUAAAGUCCAUUGCUAGCAUCAAAUGUUCACUCUGAUGAUUCGAGAUCAAUAAAGUAUGAUUGAGUUUGUUGAUGCAGCGAAAAACCCAUGAAAAAAUAUUCCCCUUGAAGAUUUUUUAUUCGCUGCCCGCUAUUGAACUCCUGGAAGCCUUCAACGCGCACUCGACUAUCUUUUUGGCAGGAUCCGCAACCAACCAUCACGUCUACGCAGCGAACAUAAGGGCAGGGCCAACACACUCUAUUGACUGAGGACCGUUCAGCUACCUGUACGACCAAGCUCAUAGCAACGUAUCCUAUGUACAACAUGACUACAUACACACCUGUCCCAACAAAUGCCAAGGAUGACCCACCUUUGGGCUGUUACCCACCGCCCGGGGAUCAGGCGCCCCCCUCCCAGCCCCAGUUCCGCGCCUACAAGCAGCGGUGGCUCGUCAUGCUGGUCGUGGUGCUGCUCAACCUGUCCAACGCUGCUAUGUGGAUCACAUACGCACCUGUUGCAACCAUCGUACAAGAUUUCUAUGAUAAAUAUGAUGGUCAGGUUAAUUACUUCUCCGUGGCUUACCUCAUCGUCUCCAUGCCCUUUGUGUUCAUCUGCACCUUCGUCGUGAACAGAUAUGGACUUGGCCCGACUAUACACUUAGGCGCGGCGCUGAACUGCGUGGGGUCGGUGGUGAAGGCGCUGGGCACCUCAGCCUUCAUAGAGAGCCAGGACACGCAGUACGCAGUCAGCCUUACGGGACAGUGUAUCGCCGCCAUGGCGCAGUCUUUCCUUCUCUUCAUCCCCACGAAGGUGUCGCAAGUUUGGUUCCCGGACGAACAGCGUACCAUCUCAACGACAAUACUUUCCAUGUCCAACCCCUUGGGGAUCGUUUUGGGGGAGGUUAUAACCCCCGCCAUCGUCAGGGUCCCCCAAGACGUGCCCACGAACAACUACGUCUGGAUGGGCUUUGCCAUCCUCACCCAGUGCUGCACCAUCGCUUGCAUCACCAGACUGUCAUUACACGUCACCCAGCAGAUGUUGUGUGUAGUGGGUUACUCAACGACGUUCAGUGGCUUGUCAACUGGCCUGAUGAUCUUGGUAGGGUUCGCCGGAUCAGCGGUCUUUGGUAUCUACGUCGACAGAACCAAACGCUUCACUCCGGUGUGCAAGUUCUGCUACGCAUGCGCCUCCAUUUGUGGCAUCGCCAUGUUGGAAUUUUUCCUCGUGCCGGACGCGAAGGCCGCCAUCCUGAUCUUCAGCAGUUUGUUCGGCUUCUUCGGCGUAGGCGGCUACCCCAUCGGGUUGGAGUUGGCGGUUGAGGCCACAUACCCCGUCGAGGAGACAUUCAGCACUGCCUUCAUAUUCCUCGGUGGUCAAGUCUUGGUGUCGAUCGUAAUGCUGAUGUGUGUGCUCGCAAUCCUCGUCUGCAUCAUGAUCCUGUUCCUGGACACUCCCUACAAGAGGCGAGAAGCAGAAUUGCAGCACCGGAAACCAAGCGAAGGAGUCGUUAGAAACGAGUCUUUCAAGAGUGAAUCUAAAGCUUCUUCCGUUAACAGUUCUGUCAACGGAACAAUAAUAAAAACCACAGCGCCAUGUCUACCAGAUGAUGUAGUCUUCAACGACCGAUUAUGAAGAACACUUGUAGAGUUAUAGAAAAUCAACGAUUGAUAAUGGAGAACGUUUGUAGACUUAUGGAAAACAGAGUCGCUACAGGCAGUGGUACCCACAGGUCAGCCGAAGAAUAUAUCAAUGUAAUUUAGUGAGGAUUUUCAAGUAAGUUCAUCUUAGAGACAGAUUUUAUCUGCAUGUCUUCAAGACUAUAGUAAAAUAAGUGUGCAAAAGCAUUUACGCAGACUUAGGCCAGUAGAAUGCCAAAAAAAUAUAACUCAGUACUCACUGCAGUGAGAGAAAGAGAGCGCAU
Hyalella azteca is the source of this 2120-nucleotide messenger RNA. RefSeq names its product solute carrier family 49 member A3. Gene Ontology annotation, cellular component: membrane. NCBI's taxonomy places the organism in Eukaryota, Metazoa, Arthropoda, Malacostraca, Amphipoda, Hyalellidae. The record is from RefSeq and is a predicted model, not a curated record. The coding region runs from base 515 to 1831 and encodes 438 amino acids. The transcript has 11 exons.